Messenger RNA from Aethalodelphis obliquidens (Pacific white-sided dolphin), 2684 nucleotides. RefSeq names its product ZFP90 zinc finger protein (gene ZFP90). Gene Ontology annotation, biological process: regulation of DNA-templated transcription. The transcript is spliced from 5 exons. Bases 247 to 2148 code for a protein of 633 amino acids. The record is from RefSeq and is a predicted model, not a curated record. NCBI's taxonomy places the organism in Eukaryota, Metazoa, Chordata, Mammalia, Artiodactyla, Delphinidae.
GGUUACGGGAGAAAGGCUCCGCAUGCGCAGGCGCACUUCCGGCUUUGCCCCGCCGCUGCAGCCAUUGUCCGGCCCAGGUGCGGCGAAGGCCGCCCCUCGGACUUCAGAGUUGCAGAGGACUGAACCGGCACCGGGGACUGGAGGAGCCGGCCCGAGCCCUGGGUGGGCCUGAGGUCUCGAAAUCCGUAGUCCCCAGGAGGCGGUGAUUCCGAACCCUGUCUAGGAGCCGGGCCCGGCGACGCAGGAAUGGCCCCAAGGCCUCCGACGGCCAGGCCGCAGGAAUCGGUGACAUUUAAAGAUGUGGCUGUGAACUUCACCCAGGAAGAAUGGCACCACAUGGAUCCCGCUCAGAGGCGCUUGUACAGGGAUGUGAUGCUGGAGAACUAUAGCCACUUGGUUUCUCUUGGAUAUCAAGUUUCCAAGCCAGAGGUGAUCUUCAAAUUGGAGCAAGGAGAAGAGCCAUGGAUAGCAGAGGGAGAAAUCCAAAGACCUUUCUGUCCAGACUGGAGGACCAGGCCUGAAGCCAAAUCUUCAAAUCUGCAGCAGAGCAUAUCUGAAGUAUCCCUUAGCACAGAUGAUCCCUCAUGUACCACGUUAGAAGACACUUGGGAUGUUAAUGGCCAGUUAGAGAGGCACAAGGAAAACUGGAAGAGACAUUUGGGGCCAGAUGCAUCCACCCAGAAGAAAAUAAUCACACCAGAGGAAGCUUGUGAGCAAAAUAAAUUUGUUGAAAAUUCUAGAUUGAACACAGACCUGGUUACACAACUGAACAUUCCUCCAAGGUCUAAUGAAUGUGAUACACUUGGGAGCAAUUUGGGACAUAAUUCAGACUUACUCAGUCAGAAUAAUAUCCUUGCAAAAAAGAAACCUUAUAAAUGUAAUAAAUGUAGAAAAGCCUUUAUUCAUAGGUCAUCACUGACUAAACAUGAGAAAACUCAUAAAGGAGAUGGAACUUUCCCCAACGGUACAGAUCAGGGAAUUUAUCCUGGAAAGAAACACCAUGAAUGUACUGACUGUGGGAAAACCUUCCUCUGGAAGACACAACUUACUGAGCAUCAGAGAAUUCACACUGGGGAGAAACCCUUUGAAUGUAAUGUGUGUGGGAAGGCCUUCAGGCAUAGCUCAUCCCUUGGUCAGCAUGAGAAUGCUCAUACUGGAGAGAAACCCUAUCAGUGUAGUCUCUGUGGGAAAGCCUUCCAGCGCAGCUCCUCCCUUGUUCAACACCAGAGAAUUCACACUGGAGAGAAACCAUAUCGAUGUAAUUUGUGUGGUAGGUCAUUUAGGCAUGGCACAUCCCUCACUCAGCACGAGGUCACACAUAGUGGAGAGAAACCCUUCCAAUGUAAGGAAUGUGGGAAAGCCUUUAGUCGGUGUUCUUCCCUUGUCCAGCAUGAGAGGACUCACACAGGAGAGAAACCUUUUGAAUGUAGCAUAUGUGGGAGGGCUUUUGGUCAGAGCCCUUCCCUUUAUAAACAUAUGAGGAUUCAUAAGAGAGGCAAACCGUACCAAAGCAGUAACUACAGCAUAGAUUUCAAGAGCUCAUCUCUUACUCAAGAUGAAAACACUCUCACUGAAGUGAAAUCCUAUCAUUGCAAUGACUGUGGGGAAGACUUCAGUCACAUUACAGACUUCUCUGACCAUCAGAGGAUCCACACUAGAGAAAACCCCUAUGAUUGUGAGCAGGCCUUUAGUCAACAAUCUAUUUCUCACCCUGGCGAGAAACCCUAUCAAUGUAAUGUAUGUGGGAAAGCUUUCAAAAGGAGUACGAGUUUCAUAGAGCAUCACAGAAUUCAUACUGGAGAAAAACCCUAUGAAUGUAAUGAAUGUGGAGAAGCCUUCAGUCGACGCUCAUCACUGACUCAACAUGAGAGAACCCACACUGGAGAGAAACCCUAUGAAUGUAUCGACUGUGGUAAAGCCUUCAGUCAGAGUUCAUCUCUCAUUCAGCAUGAGAGAACUCAUACCGGAGAAAAACCCUAUGAAUGUAAUGAAUGUGGGCGAGCUUUCCGAAAGAAAACUAAUCUGCAUGAUCAUCAGAGAAUCCAUACUGGAGAAAAACCCUACGCUUGUAAGGAAUGUGGGAAAAACUUCAGUCGAAGCUCAGCUCUUACUAAACAUCAGAGAAUUCAUACACGAAAUAAACUCUAGGAACCUUGACAUUAGGGAAUGUGCCAAAAGCUUUAGCUAAAAUAUUGUUCUUAUUCAGUAUCAGAGGAUUCUUACUGGAGAGAAAGCUUGAGAAUGUAAUGAAUUGUGUGUGUGUAUGUGUGCACAUUGUGUGUGGAGAAAGCUCUGUGCUAGUAGACAGUGUUUUUUUUAAUAAAAGCCACAUUCUCUGGGACUUCCCUGGUGGUCCAGUGGUUAUAAGACUCCACGCUUCCAACUGCAGGGGCACAGGUUCGAUCCCUAGUCGGUGAAGAUCCUGCAUGCCAUGUGGUGCAGCCAAAUAAGAGAAAAAAAAAAAAAAGGAAAAGAAUAAAUAAAAGCCACAUUCUCAGAUCUGAUUACAGACGUGUGUAAAAACAACUACAAACAUAUAGCCUGUUAGAAAUGGUAUGCCUAUAUAUUGGACUUUGUAAAUUUUUUGAAUAUAUGUUUGCAGGAGAUCACCAACUUUCAACAAUUUAACUUGUAACUCUCACUGUUUACAGCUUUUUUAAAAAAUAAAUAAAACUCUCAUGGUA